UAGUGCAUUACUACACUCUCACACUGACACUGGCCACAGUCUCUGUGCGCUCGCCAGUGGACCAACACUACCUCUAGUUUAUAAACUUUUACAACGUUGAACGGGGUAAACAUUUGUCAACACACUCAAGAGUCUCAAGUUUAAAAGUAAAUAUUUUUUCGGCGAGAGUGAAGUGUAAAUAGAGAGAUUUAUGAGUUAUGACACAAGGUGUGCCUUAGCUACAUGUGCAGUGCUGGUGCGAAGGAUAUUGUGAGUGACGUCCACCGACGAUAAAGGACAUUUUUAAGCCAAUCUAACGUUGACUGAACGAGCUGAGAGCUGCGGGUACCAAUUAGUCUCCAGUCAGUGUGCCCCACUCGCCACCAGUUAAAGUGGCCCUCUUUACCACCACAUCAGAUGCAAUUUGAAUCCUGUCGCAGACUUCUCACGAUCAUUCAAGAGUUACAAAAGUACGAUUUUAGGUCUUUUCCAAAGAGAGAGGCGCGUUUGUUUGUCACGGUAUAAACUAUAUCAAACAUUCCCUUUUGUAAAAACGACAAAUUGAUUCUUCCAACACAGUAGUGUGAACCAUUGACUGCAUGCUCUCAGUGACAUAAGACAGUCACAAGGCUACCGCUGGAACAUAGCUUCUCUUUCAAGCCUCGCAGCAACAGAACAACACAUCAGUUGUUGCUUGUCGCAUCUGAUUCUUAGGAGUUUAGGGCUUCUUGAGGAGUGAAUCCCUCCUGACGCCCCAGGAAGAAGUGUAUUACUCCGGCAUGGCUGUGGCAUUGACCCACGCUACUGCCAGCUAGGGACCUCUUUACAGCUGGUUCUCCCAACAGACACUCUCAGUGGCCCGGCUGACUCAUCCUCCACCCGCAGUGCCCUGUUCUUUCACACAAGACUAACUCUCACCCCCAACACUAGUCUUUGAUCCACCAGAAGCAAGCAUUUCCCCUCCCUCCCUUGUUCCCCAGAAGAGCCACCGCUUCUGGUACCUCUUACUUCAGAGAGGCAGGACCUUACACAUAAGACCAGAGGUGUCUUCGAGGCACUAUAUCCUCAAGACACAUCGUCAUUAUCAUCAAGGCACUCUUCGAUAUCCUCAAGAAAUUCACUGAGGACACAGCAGGAACAAGGAAGCAGGUCGAGACGCAGUCCCUUCCCACUCCUGUCUAACUUGCUGGAGGGUAGGUAAACCAUCUCUCUCUUCAUGGCUGCUACCUCUGUCACCCCCAGCACUACCUUCACCAUGCAGCACCGACUGCUGUCUACCCUGCGACUACGAAGUGCCAUCUGUCUCCUACUGGGAAUCUUUCUGCAGAUGUCUCCAGUCAAGUGUUUCAACCUGGAGACGCGGGAGUCCCAGGUGUUCACAUAUCCGUAUAUGAGCACACAAGGCCGUGAAUCUUUCGGGUUCUCCGUUGCUCUACUGCGCCGCACAAACACCACAUCCUGGUUAGUGGUGGGAGCACCUCGAGCAAAUUCCAGCCACUACAACCCAGAGAGAUUCUUUGAGCCCGGGGUUGUCUUCAAGUGCAGCCUCCUAGACCAGACAUGCACUGAACUCUUCAUUGAUCCAACAGCAAAUAAUUUAACUCAAAACCAACACAACGAAUUUACGUACCAAGACUUCAAGAAUGAAGGGUGGCUGGGGGCUACUUUGGAUUCCCAGCCUCAGUUUCGCCAGGGACGUCAGGCUACUGGGGUGUGCGCCCCAAGAUGGAGGAACCAGUAUUACUUGAAGACUUACCUAAUGAAUGGCGCUUGCUACUGGCUCUCACAAGACCUUCCUGAUGCCCCAGCACAAAAGCGAGUCCCGCUCAUACAGUUCUCAAAACAGACAUUCUACAUUGGUGAUCGUGCCCUAUUUUAUUACUCACAUGGUGAAGCUGGAAUGUCAUUGCACUUUACUGACGAUCCUACAGAGAUGAUCAUUGGAGCUCCAGGCGUCUUUAACUGGAAAGGUACAGUAAUUCGUUACAAAGAUGUUGAGCCUCCAGUCCCAGGAGAGAUCUCCAAGCGUCGUCGCCGCCGCCAAGCUCUAAUAAGCGAGAGUCAGAUGUUCACCAGUCAGUUUGUGCCUAACCCUUACUUCACUGCACAUAUUGGAGAUUUUGAUCUCAUGGGUUAUGCUGUUACAUCAGGAAGGUUCAUAUCCGAGGAUACUAUACUUUACGCUGGUGGAGCACCGCGUGGCGCUCUUUCUCAUGGCAAGGUUCUUAUCUUCGCUUUCCCUGACCAUGAAUCUCAAAGCUUGUUUGUGAUAGCAGAGUGGCAGGGCACACAGCUAGGAGAGAACUUUGGAGCAGCACUUGCUGCUGCUGACAUAAAUGGUGAUGGACUUAGUGAUCUGGUGGUGGGCUCCCCAAUGUACUCCCUACCAGAUAUUCCUGAUAUGGGUAAAAUUCAGGUCUAUCUCAGCAGUAGGAAUCAAGUACCAGAGUUAUUAAACAUUGGCUACUUUGGAUCCCAAACCCGCAAUGCCAGGUUUGGCACCACCCUGGCUUCUCCUGGUGACCUUAAUGCUGAUGGCUUCCAAGAUGUGGUAGUGGGAGCACCAUGGGAGGGAGAUGGUGCAGUGUAUGUUUACAUGGGCUCUGCUGGUGGGCUGAGGCAAAAGUAUUCACAAAGAAUUACUCCAGAGACUUUCCCAGACCAGCUCUCAGGAUUUGGUAUGGCUUUGUCUCGAGGAAUUGACAUUGACAACAAUGACUAUCCAGAUUUGGCGAUUGGCAGUUUUAUAUCUGGCCACGUCGUUGUGAUAAAGACUCGUCCAGUGGCAACCCUCACAGGCUACCUGACUGCCUCACCACCUACUAUAUCCCUGAAAGACAAGGCCUUCCAGCUCUCAGCAUGUAUCGAAUAUAAAGGCUAUAAAGUUCCAAGGCAUUUCUCUAUCCAGGGUAACAUAUCUCUUGAUUAUGGAUUUCUGCCUCCACGAGCUUUCUUCACAGAUACCAGUGCCUAUACCCAAGUGUUUGAUAGCUCCAUCACCUAUGGACAAGCUGUGUGUAAACAAUAUGCAGUUACAGUCAAGGAAGAUAAAAUAGAUGGACGUGAGCCCCUGUUGCUGAAGAUGGAAUAUCAGCUGCCUGAGUUACAAGGAAUGCCAAUAAUUUCACAACCCAAGAUUGAUCCAGACCUAUCAUCGACCACCACAUCCAGAGUAAGCAUAGUGACAGGGUGUGAAGUGGAUGGAGAUGAUACGUGUCGAGUAGAUAUGCAUGUAUACACAGAGUUCCUAAAGUAUAGAAGUGGAAAAAAAUUAGUGAUUGGAGAUGAUAACAAGCCAGUAUUAAAAAUAAACAUCACCAAUACGGGAGAGCCAGUAUUUCUUCCUAAUUUGACUGUGAAAGUAGUUCCACCUCUUGCACUUUUCUUGCCUCCAUCACAUGAUUGUGAAUUUCCAAGAGGAAAUCGCACGUCUCUUUUGUGCCGCCUCACCAACCCCAUUGAUAAAGAUAAACAGGACACAGUGGAGGUGCAGGUAGACGCAAGUCAGCUGACGGAUAAAUCUCAUGAUGCAGUUUUGGACGUGCUGGUGUCAGGGGAGGGACAAGAAGUUCGUCCUAAAGAUAAUAUAUUCAAGCAGGGACUCCAGCUUGCAGUCCAUGCGAGCUUGAUACUACACGGAUCAUCGAAAGAGGAACAAGUCUUAUAUGAGCGUCUUGAGGAGGAUAAGAUUAACACGACAAGUAUUCCGACUUUCAUUCAUCUUUUCAGUCUGGAGAAAAAAGGCCCUACACCUCUGGAGCAAGUGGAGAUUGUAAUUGACAUUCCAGUGAAUUUCACAAAGGAUGAGAACUUUGUUAAGAUAUAUGCCCCGAAGGCUACUUUUAUGGGUCAGCCAAUCUUAUGCAACUUAACUGGUGCUUCAUUUGCUGUUAGUACUACAAGUAAUGCUGAUAAUAGCAAUGCUAUUGUUCCACUGAGUACCAAUCGCACAGAAAGCCUGACUACCACUCCAAUUCCUCGUGAGCCUCAGUUCGUUAAGGAUUCUGUUGUCAGCGACACAGUUGCAGCAAUAGCAACUACACAAAACUUAAACUGCUCAAAUAGUAAAAUCAGAUGUGCUCGGCUUCAGUGUCAUGUGAAUUCCUGGCCAGGGGACACUAGCAACUCUGCAGUCUUCCCUUUAAAAUUAGAAAUUAAUCUUGCUGUUUUAGCUCGCCACAUCUCAGCAAGAGCAGGAGCAGUAUUGCAGAGUACUGCUAGAGCCACCAUUGUUUCUCUUAACCCUGAUUUGGCCUUCACAGGACAUAAGGAUGCAUCUGUGAUGAUACAGACCCAAAUUCAGCCAGAUACCCUGCCAGGCAAAGGUGUCCCAUGGUGGGUCAUUCUCCUAGCAGUCCUUGGAGGACUUUUGCUUCUGGUUCUUCUUGCAUAUGCACUAUACAAAGCUGGAUUCUUCCAACGUAAAGAAUAUGAAGAACUGAAAGCACAACAGGCACGUGUUGAACCUGGUGCAGACUAUGGCUCCACCAAUGUAGGUCUUGUUUCAGAUUAAAUUAUCUUUGUCAUAUGGGUUUUUGUGUAUGAUGGACAACAUUUUCAUGUACUACUGUACUGUAGUAAUAAGUAGAGUAAAUGAUGUAUCUUACUUGUUAAUAGGAAGAAACUCUAUAAGAUUGUAUACAAAGGGUACCUUUUAUAUUUUAAGUUGAAUAGUGAAAAAAUAUAACAUGACAGAGACUAGAGCCAUCAGUGGUAUUUGACUUGUAUAUACAGUACGUAUCCAUGACCAGCUAUCAAUACAAAAAUUCUUGAGUAAUUUUUUUAAUAAAUUUUUGUGCAAAUUAUUAUAACCAAAAGGAAUACUGGUGUUGUAAAUACUGUAAAUUAACAUAAUUACAUAAAUUACAGUAAACUCUAUGAUUAUAAAACUCCUCUUUAGUUUUUUAAUAUGACAGAAAAAGUACAUUCAAAAUUGAAUAAUGCAUGUACGUAUUAAUAUUGGUAGAAUUACCUACAAUAAUGCAUACUAUGAAGGCCUUUCCAUGCACUAUUCAGUAUUUAUUUAUUUGCUUUUUCUAAUUGCAUAACAAAAAAAAAAACUUUUGAGCUUUAAAGGAAACCUGACUGUGCUACAAUAUUUAAUAAUGGUAGGACAUCAGUAAACCAAUGUCCUGAAUAUAGCAGAAGAAACCCCAAAACCAACAAGGUUAAAAUAAAAGUUAUUAUACCAGGCAAACUGAUUUGAGUAAAAAAAAUCAAAUUAUAGAACAUUUAGACUAGUGAGUUACUUGCAUUACCAUCCAGAUUUGUGAAAACCCAAACUGCUGGACAGCCAUUGUUUACUCUUUCUGAGUUUACUGCUGCCUCUUUUCACCCAUUUCAUGCAUUUGUCUUUUUUUUUUUUUUUUUUUGGUCUACAUUUUUAGUUUGGAAGUGGACAUAUUGAAGAUAUUUUGGCAAGUAAAUGUGCUAUAUUAAUAUUUUUACUAAUUAUUUUUGGUACCAAUAUAACAUUUUUUAAACAAAUUAUGGUAAAUUAGCAAACUUUGAAAUUCAGUAGUUGUUUGGUCUCAGCCAUGCCAGAUGAUCGAUGUCUUAUUGAAUUAUUUUUGCCAAUAAUAAUAAUAAUAAUAUUAUUAUUAUUAUUAUUAUUAUUAUUAUUGGUGUAUUAUAGAGAAAGUGAACAAUUUGUUACAUCAGUAUAUGUAUAGGAAUUAACUUUUAAAAUCUCAAUAGCAGCAAAUUUUUCCAUAUUAAAUUCAUACCUUAUGACAAAGCAAUCACCAGCAAUCUUACCGAGAUUGGGCUGUGAUUGAAGGACAGAGGAUUGAACCUUCACAACAGAUUGCUCAGAAUGACCCACAUGGGUUUAGCACUUCAUAAUUCAUCACAAGAGUAUUUUUGUGAACUUUAUGAUUUAAUUAGAUGUACCAAUGUGUUUGCACCUAAGCAUUUUUAAAUGAUGGUUAUUGAAUUUGUAAAAAGGAAAAACACUUAAUACUGUAACUACUCAAAAGGGAUGCAAAGUACUGAAUAAUUAUUACAGUAGAUUAUCAUGGAGGCAAAGAGGGGAAUGUAUGAAUGUAGUGGUACCAACAUUCUUAUGUGGGUGUGAAGCAUGAGUUGUGAUUGUUGCUGUGAGGAGGCUGGAGGCAGUGGAGAUGUCAUGUCUGAGGGUAAUGUGUGGCAUAAAUAUUAUGCAGAGAAUUUUUAGUUUGGAGAUUAGGAGGAGGUGUGAAGUUACUAAAACAAGUGUCCAGAGGGUUGAGGAAUGGUUCUUGAGGUGGUUUGGUCAUUCAGAGAGGAUGGAACAAAAUAGGAUGAUUUAGGUGUAUAAAUCUGUAAUGGAGGAAAGGUGGGGUAGGGGUUGUCCUAGGAAAGGAUGGAGGGAGGGGGUAAAGGAGGGUUUGUGUGCAAGGGGCUCUUGGACAUACAGCAGGCAUGUGUGUGUGUGUGUGUGUGUUAAAUAGGAGUGGAGACAUUAUUUUUGGGACUUGACAAGCUGUUGGAGUGUGAUCAAGGUAAUAUUUUGUAAAGGAAUUCAGGGAAACCGGUUAGCCGGACAUGAGACCUGGAGGUGGGAAGUACAGUGCCUGCACUCUAAAGGAGGGGUUUGGGAUACUUGCUGUUUAGAGGGACAUCUAAGUUGUUGUAUCUGUGUGCCUCUGGCAAGACUGAUAAUGUGAAUGAUGGUGAAAGUGUUUCUUUUUUGGGUCACCUUGCCUUGAUGGGAGGUGGCUUGUGUGUUAAAAAAAAACUGAUCAGAGCAUGUUGAAGGCAAGACUUUAUAUCACUACCAUAUUUAUGAGGAAUAGUUAACAUCUUAGGAUACAGUAUUAUAAUUAACAUGAAAAAUCUUGUAUACUGUUACCAGUAAAGAUUUACUAUAGUCAUAUACUAAAAAAAGAAAACUUGAAACAUAUUGGCUGUUCUUAUAAGUUCAGUACAUUGGUAUAGUAUUAUCACUUGAAAGCUGCUCCAACAUUAUAGGAAAAUAGCAUUUUUUUUUUCUUCAAAAUAUCGUAAGUUGUUUUUCUCCUCUUAAGUCAUUCUCAUUCAAAGUUCAGUUGUACAUAACCUUCUCCUUAUUUUGCAUAUAUUUUGUAAUGCAUGAUUUGAUUAAUAAGUUAAAAGUUGAUAAGUUCAUGUGUAGGAGGAAGAAGUCGUAUGCUUCAGUGUAUCUCGAAGAAGUUUCUUUAGUCAGUUAUACCAAAGACUUAAAAUUAGUUUUUCAUUCAUUUAAAUCUUUAGAAUUUGUAGGGAAUAGCCAAUACUAUAUUGAUAUAUUUUUUCAAUAAUGAUGGUAGAAUAUCUUAAGAUGUAUAUAUAUGUUCUAAGGUAAGAAACCUUUGACAUGUUUCUAUCAAGAGAGAAAAGGGAUGAGUAAAAUGCAAAUAUUGUGCACCUAUAAUUUUGUAUGUCUAUACUGCAACAGAAAACUUUUUAUCAUUAUUAAUAUUGCUCAUGUUUACAAAGUACAGCUCAGUAUCACAGUAAUUAUUGAGUUGUCUUGACGAAUUAUAGUAGAAUGUGAACAGAUAGCUCUUCAGAACUUUGAACUUUGCUGUGUAUGGCAGGAAUACUGAGUGCAGUUGCUGAUAUUUCAGUUAUGUUCACUGCCCAUUUAAGAAAUAUAAUUUGAUUGUAAUUAGGGGCACGAUACAUUUAAAAAAAAAUUAUAGUCUGAAAUGUUUAUUUAACCUUUUUUCUUUUCAUGCCUACUUAUGUAGAAAUAAUUUGAUUAUGAUACCUGUAAUAUAUUACCUGAUAAUGAGCAAAAGUUAUAUUGAUUAUUGUUGGGUAAUUUAAAGUAUAAUAUUUAUAUGAUUUAUUAUGACACGUGCUGUGAUCUCUCCACUUUUGUUAUAUUUGUAGUUUAUUUCUUAUUUGUGCCAUAUUUAUCUCAAGGAGUUUAAGUUGUAACUUUUUAUAAUAUGUAUGUACUGUAUAUAUUUUUGUGUGAACACAUAUGUGAAUUUUUUUUUUAUGAUAAUAAAAAUUCUAAUGAUA
Molecule: messenger RNA, 7950 nt
Organism: Cherax quadricarinatus
Lineage: Eukaryota; Metazoa; Arthropoda; Malacostraca; Decapoda; Parastacidae
Product: integrin alpha-PS3-like
Biological process (GO): integrin-mediated signaling pathway; cell-matrix adhesion; cell adhesion mediated by integrin
Cellular component (GO): external side of plasma membrane; integrin complex
Molecular function (GO): integrin binding
Source: RefSeq, a predicted model, not a curated record